This is a messenger RNA of Sus scrofa (pig), 5959 nucleotides long. It is a transcript of the gene MTFR1L, whose product is annotated as mitochondrial fission regulator 1 like. Gene Ontology annotation, cellular component: mitochondrion. Lineage: Eukaryota; Metazoa; Chordata; Mammalia; Artiodactyla; Suidae. Gene Ontology annotation, biological process: aerobic respiration; mitochondrial fission. The record is from RefSeq and is a predicted model, not a curated record.
GUGCCGCCCCAGAGUGGAAGCGCGGCUUUCCGGGUCCGGCCGUCGCGCAGCCUAAUGAAUGCCAGGCGCUGUGCGUUCGGUGCCCGCGGCUCCGGUGCCCGCGCCGGUUCUCGCGGCAGCCACUGUUGUCCACCUCACUCGGCAGGGGGGAAACGGAGUCCCCGGAGGCAGUUGCUCGCCGGAGUCACCCAGAUGCGCCAGAGGCUGCUCGUUUCGGACGCCCCCUCGCUCCUGCCGGGACCCGGCCCCGGGCCUGUGGGUCCAAGGGCCGCCGGAGCUGCGGCAAGAACUUGGCCGACCUUGGCCUUGUCGGGUCGGGCUGUUGCGGGGGAGGGGAGGCGUGUCCCGGGCGAGGUCCCUGGGGUCGCGCAGAGUGUCGGCGCGGCGGAGACCGGGGAUGAUGGGACCAGGCCCCGCUCGGGAGGCGCUGCGGCUCCUGCGGGAGGCCGUGUGUAAACACUGGGACGGCAGCCUCGGAAGGGGCUGUGGGGGCGCAGAAGUGGUCGGAGCCGGCCAGCGCGGCCAGCGCGGCCAGCAAGCUGGGGGGUCUUCUAGCCGGGCACUUGGGGUGGGGUGGAGGGUUGAACUCGGCGUUCUCGUCCGUUUCUCGAUUGGACAAAUGAAAUGCUCAAGUGCCUACCGUGUAUGGAGCAGGCGCUGUGCCCUGCUGGGAAGUCGUCGCCCUUGGGGCAAACUUCACGGCACACCGUUACCUAGAUACUGCUGAAGGACCCCAAAGGAAACGCAGGGUGCCUCGGGGUGACUGUCAGGGAAGGGGAGGCGAUGCUUGAGCUGAGCUCCAAGAAUGAUUAAGGAUGAACUUGGUGAAGAGGGUGUUGGUGUUUGAAGCAGAGGGAAUAGUGUAGACAAGACCAUCGAAGGGCUGAAGGGCCAGUGUGGUUGGAGGGCAAGGGGAAAGCAGGUGUGGCUAUGAAGUGUGCGGGGGCCAGAGUGGACAGGCCCUGGAGGAUGAAUGCGGUGAGUGGGUAGACAGGACAGAGAAGGGUGAAGAUGAGGUUGGGCCUGACUGCCGAGGCCCUGCAAGCCAUGCUGAGGAGUCUAGAUGUUAUCCUCUUGGCUCUAGCAAGCACAGUGGGUUUUAAGCAUGACAGGAACAUGAUUAGCCAGGAGUUCUAGAAAGAUGCCUCUGGCUGUUAUGUGAGGGUUAGGUCCAACUGAGUUUGGAGGUGAGUUUGGAGAAGUGGCUGCAUGACUAAAGUGAGAAACACAGGGAAGCACUGUUGUGUGGAACUUGUGGCAGGCACUGACUUUCAGCCCAGAGCCUGGAAUACGGAUGACUUUGAUAAAAGGCUUGCACUUAGCUGAGAAAGAUGAAGCCCAUGUAGGAGGCAGCAGGAUCUGGACCAGACUUAGAUGCUGAGUACUGAGUGACCUUAGACCAGUACUUUUCUCUCUCCAGCUUCCUUGCCCCCUGUAUCAUAAAGUGAAUGAUACCUCCUCUCCUAGAGGUGGAAGAGAGACCCUCCUGGGGAGGUUUCCAGAAGGAGCUGCUUUGGUCAGUCCAGCCCCAUCCCCUCUUCUGUUGCUGCCCUUGGCUCCCCGGUGACUUCUCACCAAGGGCAUUCCCAGUCCUCAUGACUUGACAUCCCACCCCCUCACCCACCUUUGUGGCCUUGUCAUACUCUCCUCUUUACAUAUUUCUCACCUUCCUGGCCUAGACCUGUGCUGUUGUGGUUUUCCUUCCCUUCUUACCCCCUCUGAACUCACCAUGGGGCCUUGGGGCCAGGGGACUGAACUCACCUGGCCACCUGCCUGGUGUGCCUUUCUUAAGCAAUGAUAUUCAGCCUCUGCUAGAAUUACUGUAUUCAGGUUCUAUCUGUCUUCUAGAUUGUGAGUUCCUUAAGAGCAUGGCUGUGUCUUACUCCUUCCAUAGCCCCUACAGUACCCAGCACAGGGCCUGGCACAGAGUGAGUAUUGUUAAUGUUUGAUGAACAAGGCACUGAAUGAGCUCAUUGACUGCAUCUGCUCACCAGGCAAGAACAGCUGUGAGCAACCCAGUCCGUAGGGACUCCAUGCAUCUGUGUCUUGUUUUAACGGUUCAUUAAGCACUUUAAAAUCCCCUGUUUCACUGAUUGACCCUCCUGUCACCUUUUUACAGAUGGAGAAACCAACAUUCAGAAAGGUUAAGUGACUUGCCUAAUGCUACUAACCCAAGAUAAAAACUUGGGCACUUUUCCCUGUAGCCCAAGGGACUGAGUUUGGUGGCUACUGCUGGCUACCUGUCCGUCCCCCUGUCCGUCCCGCAAUUCCCCCACCCCCACCCCGCCGUCCUGUGUUUUCCCUCUUCCCCUUGUGACAGCUCAGCAGCGCUAGACUGGGUGGCACAUGCUGGGCUUUUACUUCUCAUCUUAAGAAAUGAAUGUUGGACUUGGAUGGUACCUACAUUCCGGCUUUCCCAUGAGCUUUUUAACUACCAAAGUGUUCUAUUUACAUCUUUAGGAGUGGGGUUUUUUUAAUCUUUCUUAUCAACUCUUUAAAAAAUUUUUAAUUGACGUAUAGUUGAUUUACAAUGUCAUAUCAGUUUCAGGUGUACAGCACAGUGAUUCAUAUGUAUAUAGUUAUACAUAGUCUUCAGAAGUUUUGCCUCAGGAAAUCCAAGGGCUCCAGAAGGCUCCCAGGGUUGGGCAAGCACAUGUAGUGAGUCUGGAACAGAACCUUUAAGGGUCUGGAUUUGGAGAAGUCAUUGUUGGGGGAGCGCAGCCUCUUGGGCUGGUUUUUUCCGCUGUGAAAUGUCAGAGGAGCCUUGUUAGUCAUGGUUCUGCAGGGCCUGGCUUUAUGGGGGGGCUUGUAUGGUGGUCACCGAGUCUCCUGUGGGGGGUGUUUCACAGGAAGGGAAGUCUGGUGUUCCUUAAAAUGGCCUGAUAUGAAGGCCUCCCGCCUCCCGAAGCCUCCAGAGCUGCUCUGUGACUGCCUUGUCCUUCAAGUGCAGAAGCCAGUUAAACAUCAGGAAUGGAAGCCAAUGUGACCAUCCCAAUCUGGCAAAACAAGCCGCAUGGGGCUGCUCGAAGUGUAGUGAGAAGAAUCGGGACCAACCUGCCCCUGAAACCAUGUCCUCGGGCAUCCUUUGAGACCCUGCCCAACCUCUCUGACCUCUGUCUGAGGGAUGUGCCCCCAGUCCCUACUCUGGCUGACAUCGCCUGGAUUGCUGCAGAUGAAGAGGAGACUUAUGCCCGGGUCAGGAGUGAUACCCGCCCCCUGAGGCACACCUGGAAGCCCAGCCCUCUGAUGGUCAUACAGCGCAACGCCUCAGUGCCCAACCUGCGUGGGUCUGAGGAGAGGCUCCUGGCCUUGAAGAAGCCAGCCCUGCCAGCCCUAAGCCGCACCACAGAGCUGCAGGAUGAGCUGAGCCACCUGCGUAGCCAGAUUGCUAAAAUAGUGGCAGCUGAUGCAGCUUCGGCUUCAUUAACGCCAGAUUUCUUAUCUCCAGGAAGUUCAAAUGUCUCUUCUCCCUUACCUUGUUUUGGAUCCUCAUUCCACUCUACAACUUCCUUUGUCAUUAGUGACAUCACCGAGGAGACCGAGGUAGAGGUCCCUGAGCUUCCAUCAGUCCCCCUGCUUUGUUCUGCCAGCCCUGAAUGUUGCAAACCAGAAUACAAAGCUACCUGCAGUUCGUCUGAAGAGGAUGACUGCGUCUCUCUGUCCAAGGCCAGCAGCUUUGCAGAUAUGAUGGGUAUCCUAAAGGACUUUCACCGGAUGAAGCAGAGCCAAGACCUGAACCGGAGUUUACUGAAGGAGGAAGACCCUGCCAUCCUUAUUUCUGAGGUCCUUAGAAGGAAGUUUGCUCUGAAGGAGGAAGAUAUGAGUAGAAAAGGAAACUGAGAGCACUCAGCUCUGCAAACUCAGUCUCAUGCUCCUGGAAUUCCUUCAAUAGCUGCCUUCCUCACCACAGAUGUUUCUGCCUCUCAAUUACAAACCUUCCGCAACAGUCUUGCCGAAAGCUAGAGCUUGGACUAAGAGAAGAGCUGCGUUAUAUGUUUUCCAUACUUCAAACCUUAGCAGAAGCUGAGGCCUGUGUUGAGCUGAGACACAUUACAGGUAAUGUGUAGGUUGGAAUGUCCCAGUUUAAAGCGUGUGAUAGGUGGUUCUGUUUUUCCUUGCCCCUGUAUGAAAAUAGGUCCUAAAUGACUGACUUCACUGCAUUAGACCCCAUAAGGUCUCACCAAACACUUUGUACCCAGCUGUCACUCACUCAGCCACUUCCUUGCAGCAGAGCAGGGCUGAGGGGAGGGAAUUAUGUUUAUGUACUUGUUCACAGGGCAGGGAAAAUCUUAUGCUGCUCCAUCAUGAACUGACACCAAUGCCCAGCAAUCACUCUUUCCCCCUCUCGUGUCCAGCACCUACAUGUAGAGGUCGGGCCACUGACACUUGGGCUGCUGCUGGGAGGCCCGGGCUGUUUUUUUCUUAUAUUUUGUAAUACUGUACAACCAAAUCUACCCUCCAAGGCCCUGGGGUCUUAUUGGUUCCACUGAUUGAAAGCUCUUUCUCUUCCAUGGACUGUAGUUUAAGCCCAGCAGGAAAGAGAAAUGGGGAGGGGAAAGAGUACCAUCCUUCUUCCAGGCCCCUGACUGCUCCUUUGCAUUGGGCCAUGGUUUGUACCUACCACACCAUGCAUGAUUCAGAUGCCCUCAGGUCACUUUCUCUAAGGUAUGUAUCCUCUGUGUGUUUGGGUUGAAGCACCUGACAUUAAAGGAAGGAUUUGGAGAGAUGUUACAUUGGGUGUGUCCAUCUGAGAGUUGUGAUCACCAAGAAUCUCCCACAGGUACAGAAUUCCUAUUUUAAGGUGUAUGAACUUUUGUAAACAGGUUCCUGGCUGCCCCUUUCCUUAUAAGGUCUUGCCUUUAUAAGAGAAUGCUUCCCUAGGGAGCUGCUUGUCCCUUUCUGUAGAAAUUUUGCCCUAAGCUCUUAAAGCAGUUCCAUCUUAUAACUUGCAAGCCUGCCCCCUAGAGACUUAUUUUUAAGCCUCUUAGGUACCACACCUGCAAUAUGGGAAACUGCCACCUGGGGGAUGAUGUCUUGAGUAGACCACAAGUCAGAUUAUUGUGUUCAGAUUAGAUCCAUGGUAAUGACAGAGCAUUUACUAUUAAAGAGUUGCUUUUUCAAUAAUAAAAUUGGUAAUGUUUUAAAUACCAUCAGAGCCAGCUUUGUAAAUAGUCAUUUAUUUGGAUUCAUAGUUUUACAAAGGAGGUUCUCUCCCACCUUGUAGUAGAAGAAUGACAUAGUCACAUUUAGAUCGUUAUACAGGUCAGCCUUUUUUUAGGGAGAUGUUUAAAUAGAGAGUAUGUAACUUUAAAAUGCUGUUACCAAAAACUAACAAAACUAUCUAAUCAUAUUACCUCUCUCGCCAACAUCCCUGCCCCUGUAAACAUGGAUCUGGGAGAUUUGCCUUCAUCCAAAAAAGUGUCAAGAAUAAUGUUCACAAGCUUAGGUUGAGUUACCCAGCCAGAGGUGAAAAGAACACAUAUCCAUAAACAGCAGGUUCCCAGUCAGGCAUCUGAGAAGAGCAGAGAGGUAGCUCUGUGCAGGCUGAGCAGCAGGCUCUUCAGCAGAGGGAAUGUGUACCUGCCCUGACCCCUCAGUGCUCAUCAGGCUCAUGCAGGGAAUUUACCAGCCACCACCUCCUCAGGGGAGGCACGAUGCUAAUCAUACUGUCUCAACAAGCAGUACUACCUCUUUAUUUAUAAAGAAAAUGCUCAAUAACAGCGUCAUCCCAUGCCUCCCACCCACCCAAGGUCAUUCUCCUGAAUGACCUUUCUAAAACAAAGAUCUUAAAUUCCUCUAUUCAAACAUACUCCUCAGAAAGUACUUUGAGGGUUUGUUUGUUUGGCCUUGCCUGUGGUCUGUGACGUUCCCGGACCAAAGACCAAGCCCAGACCAUAGCAGUGACAACACCGGAUCCUUAUCCCACUACACAAGAGAACUCCCUCAAAAAAAAAAAAAA